Argentina anserina (silverweed cinquefoil) is the source of this 629-nucleotide messenger RNA. RefSeq lists its product as uncharacterized. Bases 36 to 542 code for a protein of 168 amino acids. The record is from RefSeq and is a predicted model, not a curated record. Lineage: Eukaryota; Viridiplantae; Streptophyta; Magnoliopsida; Rosales; Rosaceae. The transcript has 2 exons.
CGAUACUCCUUUCAGAACCCAUCUGCAGCACAAUAAUGGAACUCAAACACACCAGAAUCCUUGCCCCGAUUAUUCUCAUUCUCCUCUGCUUCGUCGUCUCUAUUUCUGCCUUUACAGUUCGAGACGGCGAAGAACGAGAGAGGGAAGAAGUACCAAUUCACAAACCAUCGUUGUGGGAGAUCUUUAAAAAUGGCUUCCCUCCCUAUACAUCUUCCCCCUUGAAAGUUUCGAGUUACCGGGACAAGCUCAAGUCGCUAACAUCGCAACUACAUGCCUACUUCUUCCCUCCUAAUUUGGAUUUUAGGGGAACUACCAGUGGUGAUGAUGAAGCAAGAGUUGAUCAAUCUAGCAGUCCCGGAGGCGGUGGUGGAGCUGGAGAAAAGGUGAAAGAAGCGCUGAGCAAGAGCUUCGUGAAAAGCAAAGAAACUGUGGAGGACACGGCUAAAUCGGCAGCCAGAGCUGUAGGAGAAACUAUGCAUGAGACCAAGGAGAAUGUGAAAAGGAGCUUUUCUGAUAGAGGUGGUCAUCAACCUGAGCUGUGAACAUACAGACCGUUAUGAACAUCUGGGUGGUUCUUAGCUUCUACUAUAUAUAUAUAUAUAUACAUAUAUAUAUGUAUAGAUAUAUAU